This is a messenger RNA of Humulus lupulus (European hop), 2164 nucleotides long. Its product is annotated as CBL-interacting serine/threonine-protein kinase 23. Gene Ontology annotation, molecular function: protein kinase activity; ATP binding. Bases 592 to 1989 code for a protein of 465 amino acids. The transcript is spliced from 15 exons. The record is from RefSeq and is a predicted model, not a curated record. Gene Ontology annotation, biological process: protein phosphorylation; signal transduction. Lineage: Eukaryota; Viridiplantae; Streptophyta; Magnoliopsida; Rosales; Cannabaceae.
AUAACAAACAACCAUAUUCUUACAACAAAGUUAUAAACUCUCGUUCUCAAAUUCAAUCAUCAAGUCCAAUAUUCUUUUUUUAUCUCAGAUCCAACGUUCCUAAAUCCAUUUUCCAAAUUUGGUAUCCCAAAACAUCCAUUUUCAAAAUAUUGUCUACUUUCCUUUUUUAUUUUCGAAUGUAAAAAAAAUAAGAAAGAGUUAUAAAUUCAAUCAUUGUUUGAUCCGCACACAUGGGAUCUUUCUCCGAUUCAAGAAUAAUCGUCCGUGGAUCUCGUUCGUCGUUUUCGAAAUACGACAACCAAAAUUCGGUUUUUGGAUUCUGAAUUCAAAAACUAAAGACCAAAAACACAGAAGAGAAGAAAGAGAGAGAGAGAGAGAGUUUGUGCUUUUGAUUUGUUGUUGUUGUUGUUGUUGAAGAUCGAGAAAGUAAAUAUGAGGGUGGCGAAGUGUCAGGUAUGGCAGCCUUGCAAGAAGAAGAGGUUUUGAUUAGGAAGAUUUUAGAGAGAGAUAGAGAAGCGGAAGAGGUUUUGAGGAGAAAAGAGAGAGGAAAGAAGAUCGAGGGAAGGGGGAUACGCUAGGGUUUUCUUGAAGAUGACGACAAGGCCAAGCGGCAGUGGUAGCACUGGCAGCAGCAGGACGCGAGUUGGGAGGUAUGAGCUGGGUCGGACCCUGGGCGAGGGCAAUUUCGCUAAGGUUAAGUUCGCCAGAAACGUCGAGACUAAUGAGAACGUCGCCAUUAAAAUUCUCGACAAGGAGAAAGUUCUCAAGCACAAGAUGAUCGGUCAGAUCAAACGUGAAAUAUCAACGAUGAAACUAAUUAGGCACCCGAAUGUCAUCCGGAUGUAUGAGGUAAUGGCUAGCAAGACAAAAAUUUACAUUGUUAUGGAAUUUGUGACUGGAGGAGAACUCUUUGACAAAAUUGCUAGUAAAGGAAGACUGAAGGAAGAUGAAGCAAGAAAAUAUUUUCAGGAGCUAAUAUGUGCUGUGGAUUAUUGUCAUAGCAGAGGUGUUUUUCACAGGGACUUAAAGCCGGAGAAUCUGCUGUUGGAUGCUAGUGGUUCUCUUAAAGUUUCAGAUUUUGGGUUGAGUGCACUUCCUCAGCAAGUUCGUGAGGAUGGAUUACUUCACACUACCUGUGGAACACCAAACUAUGUUGCUCCUGAGGUUAUCAACAACAAAGGGUAUGAUGGAGCGAAGGCAGAUUUAUGGUCAUGUGGUGUGAUUCUUUUUGUCCUAAUGGCUGGUUACUUGCCUUUUGAAGAAUCUAACCUCAUGGCAUUAUAUAAAAAGAUACACAAGGCUGAAUUUACAUUUCCACCAUGGUUUUCCUCAAGUGCAAAAAAACUAAUUAAAAGAAUCUUGGAUCCGGACCCCUCGACGCGAAUUACGAUUGCUGAGAUAAUUCAAAAUGAGUGGUUUAAGAAGGGAUAUAAACCGCCAAGAUUUGAACAAGCUGAUGUUAGUGUUGAUGAUGUGGAUGACAUCUUCAAUGAAUUAGGGGAAUCUGGAAACCUUGUUGUGGAGAGGCGGGAAGAAGGCUCUACAGCGCCUGUUACUAUGAAUGCUUUUGAGCUAAUUUCUACAUCUCAGGGCCUGAACCUAAGUUCACUUUUUGAAAAGCAAAUGGGACUUGUUAAACGAGAGACUAGAUUCACAUCUAAAUGUUCUGCCAAAGAUAUAAUUACAAAAAUUGAACAAGCUGCUGGGCCCCUGGGUUUUGAUGUAAAAAAGAAUAAUUUCAAGUUGAAGCUUCAUGGAGAGAAGAGUGGACGCAAAGGUCCUUUAUCUGUUGCAACAGAGAUUUUUGAAGUGGCCCCUUCCCUCUACAUGGUUGAAGUCCGGAAAUCUGGAGGAGAUACUCUGGAAUUUCACAAGUUCUACAAGAACCUUUCGACCGGGCUGAAAGAUAUCGUGUGGAAAUCGGCCGAUGAAUCAAAGGAUGAAGUGGAGAAUGGUGUUGCUGGUACCCGAGUUACACCAUCUAAAUGAUAGAGCUUGUGUUGUUUUCUUCUCCUCUCUCUUCAAAACAGACUUUUUUGUGAGAUAUUUUCAGAAAUUGCUUUGGAAACUCAGCUUAAUUUUAAGUGUUGUUUGCUUAAUAAUAAAGUCUUCACUUCAGCGGGAGAAACUAGAAUAAAAAUAUAAAUAUGUUUAUACUGGUUUA